UUCGCCUUGGCUCGACUGAGGACUCGACUCGACUCGACUCGACACUCGAUCCAGCCAGCGCCCGGUCCGAGACGAACAGCAGCAACAAGAAAAGGUUGGAUCUUCCUUGGCCAAACGCAUUGUUUGAGUGGUGUCUCGUAUCUAUUUUAUAAGAGGAAAGACUGCUAGUAUGCAUUAGACAAGGGGCGUCUUGCUAACGAUUAUGUCCUCCUCGAGGAACAAGAGGAAAAGGACCGACGCCGAGAUUUCGGCCAUGGUGGCGGCACCGAACCCUGCGGCGACACGCAAGAGAACGGCAUUGGGUGAUGAGCCCACAGCAGCAGGAGAUGUGCCAACUAAGGAUGGGGAAUUCAUCAACAACAAUAACAGCAGCAGCUCGACGUCCAACAACAAUGCUGCAGCUUCACCGUCGACUGUCGCUGCUACUUUGUCCAAUACAAACAACAGCAGCAGCAACAGCAGUCUAGGCAUUGGGGAAUCUAGUGGUGCUGCUGCGAAUGUUUCAGCACAGCCAGCAUUGGACACUCAAGCAGCCUCAAAUGCGCCCAGUCCAAUACCAGCGACCCAAGCGGCGCCGCCGAACUCAACAGGGGAAAGUUCUCAAAAGGAACAACAACAACAACAACAACAGGAAAACGAGGCACAGAAAGAGGCUCUUGCGGGUGGCGCCAUGCCUCAAACAGGAAAUCCUGCCAGCAAUGACGCUGCCACUGCAAGCAACGGUCAAAUGGCACAGCAGCCACAACAAAGCGUAGAAUACAUCAUCAAGCGAGAAAAUCGAAUAAAGUCAAUGAUCACACACCGCAAGUUACUUCUGGAAAGAACUCGAAGCAGUCGGUCGGCUGUCCGAAAUAGGAUGCAAAUUUUGGCCAGAAAUGACACUCGAUCAGGCAAAGUGGCUCAUAACACUCCAAAUUCCUCAGCUGCAAUGGAGCCGCCAACAGGAAGCAAUUCAGCUUCGGCAGCAGCAGCAGCAACAACAACGGUAUCGAAACCUCUCGAAACUGCCAAGGAUGAAUCAGAGAUUGCUGCCUUUAAGAGAUUAGGUCGAAUGGCAGUUCAGGCUGCCAAGAAACAACGAGUGGACGGAAAUGAUCCAAGUCAACCUGACAAGCGAACAUCCGUCUCACUGCGGAGAGGAGCCAGUGUAGGAAAGAAAAUGAAUGCAGCAUUGUCUUCACUCGCACCUGGUGGGGCUGGGGCUGCCGUCGUCGAAGAUGGACUUCCUCCUACACAGCCGCUCCAUGCGAAUACCAUUAGAGCAGAUACGUUGCCAGCCCGUUCUGCUCAACCAGUGCCAACACCUGCUGUUGCACAAAACUUGAUCCCCCCAACAACAAUUACUUCCACAACAUCCGCCCCCAUUCCCAAACCUGUACAACAUCAAUCUGCUCUGCCAACAAUACCACCAAAACCAAAAGCCCCCACACAGGUGCCUGUAACCAUAAAGCAAUCCACAAAGGUGCCAGUGGCCCCAGCAGCGGUCAAUUCAAUACCGAAAACAGCUAGAACAUCCAUCACUCAAAAAAGCGCAACCGCUAUCCCAAGAGCGGAUGUAGCAAGAUCCACAUCCGUCACGCAACACUCUGUUCCCGUAAAACCCUUACAUGCUGCCAGUACAACACCGAUUGGGAUGCCCACCAUUGAACGAAAACCUGUAACCUUUCCACAAGCUGCCGCCCUGCGAGAGCGACGGCGUGCUGUGUUGUCGCAAUUGAAGAAAUAUUCCCAAAAGAGAAAGCUACAACAAACUACCGAGGAUGCUACUAGGGGGCAACAGCAACCUCCCAAAACAGGACCUAGAACGUUCGAAUCGUUCUUCACCAAUGACAUUGCACCUCGCAGCAGCGAUUUUCCUCGAAGACGAAGGACCCACUGGGACAAUAUACUGCAAGAGAUGCAAUGGAUGGCAACAGAUUUCAUAGAGGAGAGAAAAUGGAAAACUGCAGCUGCUCGAACACUUGGAGCUUCAAUUGCACAAGGGAAAGCUGAAAAAGGUACAAAGACAGCAUCAAUAACAGUUACCAAAGCAGUGGCUCCUUCACCAGUGUCAAAUGGAAACGAUAAUGAGUCGUCUACCCCAAAGACAGCAAGUAAACCGCAGGUACCGGCAGCGGCGUCCCGUCCAAAAUCCCAAGAGACUAAGAACCAUUCAAAAGAUGGGCCAUAUAGCACUCCUACGGACAAGGAUACUAUUUCAUGUAAGGAAACGGCGCAAAAUAUUUCAAGUAUGGCUGAUGGAUUGGGUGUUGCGAUCUUGGGGGCUUGCUCACGGGCAAGAAGAAACCAACUUGGACGUCCGCAGACCACGGAAGAGGACGCCGCGGACGGGGGGAAAGAAGGAUCGCGCACGGGCACUGAUGGCGCUACUAGUAGGAAUUCUGAAAGCAAAACUGGCUCCUAUUCUCGUAUAAACAAAGCCAUCGAAGCUCUCCUGGGGAAAAUUAAAAGGAGGAAGACAGCAGCCAGUGGCAAGUUUGAGAACAAAGGGAAUCGUCUGGCUUUGACUCCUGAACAGCAUGAAAUAAUUGGCUUCAUCGAGGACAAAUGGGCACAUCGGGCUGGUGCAAUCAUAUCGGGAUCUAGGGCUUCGGGGAAAACUGUCGCGGUUUGCGCGUUACUGGCGAGGCGGAAAAGAAAAGGUCCCUUGUUGAUCGUGUGCUCUUCCUUGCGAGUGUUGAAUUGGAUUCACUCGUUGAAUCGCUUCACUAAUCUAAAGGUCAAGAGGUUGGACGCCUUUACUGGGUUGCCCACUGGAAACUUUGGGAUGGAUUUUUUGUUAGACACCAACGAUAUUGUUGUUUGCGACUACUCGGCUUAUGAGAAACUCAAUGGGGGUGAAAUGGAUCAUUUUGAUUCCAUUGUUGUUGAUUGUCGGUACCCGCGGGCGUUCUCCGGAUCACGCUUGCCCUCAGCGCCUUCAGCAUCACCAUCGAUGACAAAGACUGACCAGUCCAGCCAAUCAACCGGAGAACCAGUUGGUCAACUGGGCAAGUCAUUCUGGGAUAGUUUGGUGACAACAUCUGUCAAGACUUCAUUACAUUGCGUGCUCGUGGAAAAUCCAGGGGCACCUGCUACCAUAUCUGGUUCAAUCAACAUGACGGAAAUGCAACGUGUUGAACUGAUUGCUCUUAGGAUGGCCCUUUCUGUAGGCCCCCAUAUUUUUGCGUCAUCGACAGCUUCAGUGCUCAAACGGAUUUUAACAUGGGCCAGGAGAAAAAGCCGAGAAAGCGCUGAUUCGGCAAACGCAACAAUCGACAAAAUUAAGGAAGUGCAAACGCAACUGCUUGACGUCACCCAGGCAUUCUGUCGCGAGAGCAAGUCGCUCCUGGAACAAAUAUCUUGGCCGCAAGGAGGCCCUGUUGACUCAGAAAUCCGCCUCUGCGAACUAUCCUCCGAAGAGAGGUCUGCAUACGAAAAGUGUUGCGUGUCGCUGAGAGGUGCUCUUUCCACGGAUAUUGCCAAAUGUCAACAAACUGAAGAUACAAAGCGACAAAUCCUGCAGGCCGCGGCGAAAGCGAUGCUGCGACUACGGAGACAGUGUAUUCAUAGCGGGCUGUCAGGUCUUCUCAAGGCCAAGGCUAUGCAAGCGAGGGUGGGUUCGUUCUUUUGUUUGAAACGAGAAAAUGCGAGCUCGCGUAGGAAAGCCGAGGACAACCCUUCGCAAAAAGACAUGGAACUGGCUUCUCUUAUUUUGGAUGGUUCCGCUAAGCUGAGAGGACUGGUUUCGCUUCUGCGAAACGAAUGCGGCUACGAAAUCAACGGCGCCGAGGAAGUUUCUUCGACGCCAAAACCAAAUUCCCGAAACACAUCGUAUUCGCCAAGCAAAGUUGUCGUACUGGCGGUACUUCCGGAAAUUCAGGUUCUGGUGUCUGUGUUGCUUAGUUGCAUUGGGGUUGGGCACGAGCUCUUGAUGUCGCCCUACUUGAAUCCUUGCCAAGCAUACGGAAACACAACAAUAGCCCCCCCCGGAAAGCAAAUGAUUGCUGACACAGCAGCUUGGCUUGAAUGCCAAGAGGUGGUCUCGCGUUUCAACUGCCCUCCCUCGUCGAGCAAACAAUUGAACAUCAACAUUUUGGUGGCUUCGCCUGACAUUUUUGCUGGAGAUCACGGCGGAAUUGGUGUAGACGUUUCUGACUUUAUAAUAUCGGUUGACGAUGACUGGAGCGGUCGGAACGAGCUGUUGAUGCGAUCCCUGAUGGCGAGUCUGGUUCCGCGACAAAAAAUCUUCAAGAAGCGACACUGCCGAUUCCUCAGUUUGGUAUGUGAGAGAACUUGCGAAGCAUCCUUUCUGAAAGGUUCACCAAAAGUUACUGGUACGUCACGGUCUGACCCUGAGAGUUGGCCGUGGGGUUUGGACCCCCUGGGGCGCUUCCUACCCGACACGCCCUCAAGCAACGUCGAUUGGCAGUCGUGGCCAGUUAGAGGCGAAGCCGAAGGAAUUUUUGCUUUUCCCGCCCAGCACGUGCUCGAUCAUUGUAACCGAAACCUGGCAGAAGUUCUCGCUGUGGAGGGUUUGCCUCCUCAUCUCAACCAAGGGUCUAGCAUGUUUCUACCGCACAGUGCCGGUGACAGGGGCAUUGGAUCCGCCGAGAUGGGCUUUCUCGUGCAAAUGAUGGCAGCCGAGGAAACUGCUAGGAAAUAUUUCAAGACAAUAGCAGCCGUGCCUGCGAAUCAUGAAGCAGUGCAUGUUGAUGAAAAAGCGACGGCUUCGAUUGUCAAUAACGAUUUGCUGGGAAAUACUGCCAAGCCGAAAGAAGCCGUGGUCGCAGGCUCUCAAGAAGGAGUGUUCGAGGCGGCAAUAGAUUCCCCGACUUCCAUCCCGGGUCAUGACAAUGUCGAGCGACCAGAAUCUCCACAACAGAAGCGAUCAAAGACUGGAGACACACAAUCGGUUGGCUCGGCUGCCUGCCUGCUGCUCUACAAGUCGAGUCUUGGCCCUGCGUCCAGCGAGGCGGAUCCUUUGGCAUCAAGCUCGGCAAACGCAAAUCAGUCGGUCUCCUACCAUCCCAAUCGUCAUGCCAACGCCGUCAGCAUGUUCCAUACAUCCAACUUGGAUGAUGGGAGAGAAGGUGCUGAAGCGCUUGUCUAUGCGCCUCCUGUUCUGCCGGAGAUGUUACAAAUGUCAAAUCAAGCGCAGCAUGAUCACGAGAUAGACCUUGGUUGGUUUCCCAAGGAGCCAAAACGACCGGCCGAAGGCGCCGACGAGACCGAGUCGAAACGCUUCAAAGGUGCGGAUUCUUUCUCUGGGAACUUUGAUGUCGGAGAUGCCGCCGCGGCAUUGGACUCUGAUAUCCAUGGCCCUCUCAAUGACAUUAUGGAUAUGGAUCUUGAUGAAGACUUUGGUGAUGUUGGUGAUCUCGGAGAUGUGCCUCUUCCCAACGAUGAACACAUUCCGACUCCUGCCCCCAUUAUUGUGCCGGACGACUCGUGCGAGGUAACCAAUUUUUCACUGGAUUCUGAUCGGAUUGUAUUCCAAGCUGGGUUCGCAGAGUUCGAAUCACCUUGUGACACCGAAGAACUCGAGAUUCUUCGUACAUCGACAGAGCAGCCAUCUCUGGGUGCUGUCAUGUUGGUUGUUGCUGGAAAAGGUCGCCAGCCUGCCUUGCCUACAACCGCUCCUUUGCAUCGACUAUCUUCGAGUCACCCCGAGACAGCUUGGGUGGGCGCUGCAACUACUGCCACUAUGUUCCAUGACUUGAACGGCUCUCGCGACUCUGUAAAGGCAGCAAAGCAAAAGACUGGGGCACAAGCGUAUGCUUCAGCUCUUACCAAAGCGCCAUUGGACGUUCCACCCUACGGAAUGGCUCAGGCACCGUUGAAUUAUCAAGCAGCAUCAAAAGCAAAGGAUAUGCACAGAAAUAAAGUCUUCUCGUUUCUGUCGGGUAGGCAGAAGUCUAUGGGGAAAAGCAUUUUCGAGUCCCCUCAAUACGGCCUUGCUGCUGUCCGAUUCAAGAACCGUGUGAAUGAUCGAAUGGUCCGUCAAAGCACUGCUUUGGAGUCUUCAAUGAAGACAGACGAUGCCCCAGAUGCCGCUCUACUUGGCAACCCCGCCACUGCAUCGACCAACUGGAAUGUUACGGAGGAGAGCAAGCCAAGUGGAACAACAGAGCAUUCUGCAGAAUUUCUUGCCGGAAAACAGGUUGCCGCUCUCAGUCGCUCCAUGCGUUCGCCUGUUGCAGUUGAUUUUGGGCCAUUCAACAGUGGGUUCUUGCGUUCGUCUUCUGCGGGCGUUACAGGAUCAUGGCCGCCGACGGUGCGAGAUGGCGUCUCUUUGCCAAUGGGUGUAAAGGUACCACAAAAGCCACUCCAGCAACGGCGUCUGUGGACGAGCGACGAAGACACGAAGCUCAAAGAGUGCGUGGAAAGAUUUGGCACGAAUUGGGCAAUGACUGCGGAAGCAUUGGAGGGGUUUGCCAGCUGCAGGAAAGACGAAUACGACCCUGGUGAAGACGCUACCUUGGAUGACAAACGUUUUAGGCGAACAUCUCGUGACUGCAGUGAACGAUGGCAAGAACUUUCACACCUGGAUCCUCGGUUUGGAACAUCUCAGAAACCGUCAACUCAAAAUCUGUCGGGAAGUCCAGUUGCCGCUGCAGCAGCGAUCCAGGUCGCCACGACGAAACCUCAACCAUCCGGGGACCAACGCAAGAGGUCUCCCAGGGCGAUUGGUCUACUCGGUCCGUCUACGGCUUCAGAGUUGACACUUGCAAAGCCGGACGAGGCAAAGGCCGAUGACGAAGGUGAUCUUGACGAGAACAUUAAGAAAGCGUUUGUCACUUUCUCUGCUUCUGAGGCCAAGAAGCAGGUGGUUCCAGUAACGAUUCCAGGCGCUACACCAGGCAGUCAGCCAACCUUCGUUGCAUCGCAUCCUUCCCAUCUUGACGCUGUGCACUCUUCCAUCGCAGCUACUUGGACCAGUGGCAGGACAGAAAUGUGGCCGCUGCAGUUUUUGGAUGUUGCAGAGAAGCAGAGGACAGCCCGUGCGGCUGCCGCAGCGGCUUCAACGUCGGCUUCUGCGCCGAUUCGGCCUACUUCGCAGACAGUUAGCCCCAUGGCUUCAGGUUCUUCCGUAUCGUCCGAUGCUCGAGGUCCUCCUCCUGGCCCCAGGACAGCUGCAAGACCUCAUCCGAUGCCUGCCCCGCACAGCGCACCCUAUAGUUACCCGCACCAGCCAGGGCAACCUUAUCCGCAUUACCCUCCUCCCCCACGACAUGGCAGAGCACCAUACCCACCGCAUGUGGCACCAGCUCCGGCUCGUAGUCCUCCCCAGAGAGUUGACCAUCCACCACCAAAUGCCAGCGCACCCCGAGGAGUGGUUCCACCGGUUCCUCCGCCCAAACCUGUCGCGCCUACAAGCUCAAACCACUCAGAUAAGACUGUGCCGAAGCCUACUCCACAUGAAAAAGUUUCACCAACGAACUCCAAAUCCAAACCGACGCCUGCUACCCCCAGUUCCAGUAAAAACAGUGACAAGGUUACGAAACCUCCUCAGCCCUCACAACCGCCUGCAAAAUAAGACCUCACUCGAAGCUGAGGCAACGCAAUAGACUACAACCGCUACUAUGAAUGAUAGAGAAUACUUUGAUUCUAGAUUUCGUAUUUCAUCUACUUUUGGGGGGA
Seminavis robusta is the source of this 7623-nucleotide messenger RNA. The record is from the annotation of a GenBank genome assembly. NCBI's taxonomy places the organism in Eukaryota, Bacillariophyta, Bacillariophyceae, Naviculales, Naviculaceae.